AUGUGGCAAAAUCAGCCGAGUCAUUCUUCUUACAGUGAUUCUGUCGAAGCUCUUGAAAAUGAUAUACAGCAUGCUAAUACCUUGGCAUCGGCACUUCCAAGAGAUUAUGAUGGGAACUAUUUUCAGAUGAAAUUAUCUUACAGCCCCUUUGCACCUCUUUUCUUGUACUUGAUUAAAUGGUUGGAUUUUAGUUGUACAGAUACUUUACCUGUGUAUUUGGGCUUACUCCACAUACUCAUUUUCAAUGUAUAUGCUGAUGGAAUACCAUCUAUUUCCUCAAAUGAAAGGAAAGCAACUAUAAAGGAAUUUUAUGCUGUUAUAUACCCUUCAUUAAGGUUACUUCAAGGCGAGUUUAACAAUGAUCGAAGAAACAGUUAUGCAGAAGAAAGCAGAAAGAGGCUUGAAAAGGUUCUCAAUGAAGAUUUAGAGAGAGAUGAAGAAUGUGGCAUAUGCAUGGAAAACAACAUGAACAUGGUUCUACCUAAUUGUGGACAUUCCCUCUGCAUUAGCUGCUUCCAUGAUUGGUAUAUGAGAUCAGAGUCAUGCCCAUUUUGCCGUGGAAGCCUGAGGAUGAUCACUCCGACAGAUUUAUGGGUGGUCAUUGGCAACAGUGAUGUGGUUGACAGGAUCACCAUUGCAAAGGACAAUUUAAGACGUUUCUACCUUUUCAUUCAGACUCUGCCUCCAAUCUUACCAGAACCACAUCUAUUUUAUACCUUCAAUUACAUGCUAUAA
Messenger RNA from Sphenostylis stenocarpa, 735 nucleotides. Lineage: Eukaryota; Viridiplantae; Streptophyta; Magnoliopsida; Fabales; Fabaceae. The record is from the annotation of a GenBank genome assembly.